This is a messenger RNA of Paraglomus brasilianum, 1194 nucleotides long. Lineage: Eukaryota; Fungi; Glomeromycota; Glomeromycetes; Paraglomerales; Paraglomeraceae. The record is from the annotation of a GenBank genome assembly.
AUGGACCAUGAAGACAUGAUUGAGAACGAAAUGGAAGUUGAGAUUGAAGACGAGAUGGCCGAUGGUGACGAGCAUCCAACAACAGAUUCCGAAAAUACAAGCCACGAACUCCUUGAUUUCCCAUUCUCUAUUCCCGGCAUAAAACUUGGCGAGUUGAGAUUAUGUUGUUAUUCAUAUAAAUCCUUCACCUUUUCCGGCUUUGAAUAUAAUGCGACCUCGUUGAAUACAACAGAAGAAGACACUGCAGAGAAAAUACUAGAUUUUCAUACAAAUAUGUAUGAUGAAAAAAUCAACGUUACCCCUAACAUUCCGCCCAAUCUUCUCCCAAUAAUACCACCCGCUCCUGCCCGCACGACCAGUACAUUCAAGCUAACGAAAAUCUCCGCUUACGUUCACGCCUAUAAACACGUUCUCAUGGGGUGCAGAUACAAUAAACAUACGAUUUCAUCAUAUGACCUGCGAACUGGGCUAAAAACGAAGACGAAUUCCAUUUCAUGGAAUCCGAUGGAAGCAUUCAACUUUACCACGAUACACAUUCGACAUGCGCAAAAUGAACGUAGUAUUGAAGAUUACGUGUCAACUGUUCUCGACGUUGAUUAUUCGCCAACUGGUGAAGAAAUAACUAGUAACAGCGUCGAUUCUAAAUUUUUAUUAUCAGUCUCAGAUGACGGCAAUGUCAGGUUAUGGAAAGCCUCUAAGAAACUAGGGGCGACGUUUAUUAUGUUGUAUGAAAACAGAAAAGUUAUCGAGAGCGGGCUUAUCUGGAAUAUUCUGAACAACUCAAAGCGCGAUAUAAAUAAAGAUUUGCCGAGAUCAGACGUAUUGCAAGACUCAAGUGACGAAGGAAGCGAGACAGCCACGAGGAAGCCAAAGCGAUCGAAUGCUUCAAAAUCUGCCGGCGGUCCCACAAGAUACGCUAUGAAGAGGUUGUCUGUAAAAGCGGUUACAGCAUACGAAAAGCCGCCGAUCAAGGAUAUUCCGCUCAAUAUGAAGACACCGUCAUAUACCCAAAGAGAUCAAGUCUAUGCAGCAGAAGAAACAAAUUAUGCUCGGCGCACAAAAACGAAAAGAGGAAAAUCUCACAUUCAAAAGAGCGAACAGUACCGUAUCAAGAGGGAACGCAAGAAAAAGAUUAUUGGAGGAGCAAAUAGAUAUAAAUUAUUCAUCUUCAAUCUCACUACUUAUUUUCUCUGA